AUGAAAUCCGACAGCCAUCUCUUCCACUACCCCUUAUACUCCCUCAAAGCACUAGCCCUCUUUCUCAUACUCUCUCUCUCCUCCUCCUCCGCCACCGCCGCCAACAAUGGCGCCGCCGGCCUUCUCUCCGGGGACUCCCAUCAGCUCAUCUCCUUCAAGAACUCGCUCCCCAACCCCGGCGAGCUCCAGUCGUGGCAGCCCGCCGUCUCCCCCUGCGAUUUCCGCGGCGUCCGCUGUAAAAACUGGAGGGUCUCCUCCGUCGACCUCUCCGACCACCGCCUCGACACCGAUUUAGCCACGGUGGCCGGAUUUCUGUUCCCGCUGCAAAACCUGGAGUCCCUCGUGCUGAAAAACGCUAACAUAACCGGCCCAAUCUCCUCCGUCGCGAGAUUUUCGUGCAGCCGACGCCUCAACUGGUUAGAUCUGUCCGGAAACGCGGUCUCCGGCCAUAUCGCUGAAAUUCCGGCCAUCGGGAUUUGCUCCGGCUUGAUUACUCUCAAUCUCUCAAGAAACUCCGUGGACCCCAACAGGGCCAGGGCAGCCGCCGCCGCCGUGCCCUCCUCUUCCGUACAAAAUCUCGAUCUUUCGUACAACAACAUCUCCGGAGAGGACGCCGUCGCUUGGAUUCUUUCCGGCGGGGCCUUCCCCGAGCUCCACCACCUGUCUCUGAAAGGGAACAGAGUCUCCGGGGCCUUCCCGGAGUUCAACUUCAAGAACUUGGCCCAUUUGGAUCUCUCUACCAACAACAUCUCCGCCCCUUUCCCGGCGUUCACCGACUGCUCCGCCCUGCAGCACCUCGACCUGUCCUCCAACAAGUUCACCGGUGGAGUGGGAAACUCACUCGCCGGAUGCGGUGAGCUGACCUUCCUCAACCUCACCAGCAACCGCCUCACGGGCCCUGCUCCGACUCUCCCGGCCGCCUCCUCCGGUCUCCGGUUCCUAUACCUCCAGGAGAACGACUUCCAGGGCGUCCUGCCGGAAAUCCUGCCGGAGACCCUCGUCGAGCUGGAUCUGUCCUUCAACAACUUCACAGGUAAUUUACCCCAAAGCCUUGCCUCUUGUUCUGCUCUGGAGCUUCUCGAUUUGUCAGCCAAUAAUUUCUCCGGCGAGCUUCCGGUGGAUAUUUUCUUGAAGUUAACCAAUCUGAGGUUUCUACUCCUAUCUUCCAACAAUUUCAUCGGCAACUUUCCGGAAUCUUUCUCAAAGCUCACAUCUUUAGAAACUUUAGACGUGAGCUCCAACAAUAUCUCCGGCUCAAUCCCGGCCAAUCUCUGCCGGGAGCCCGGCAACAGCCUACGCUUACUCUACCUUCAGAACAACAUCCUCACCGGCCCAAUUCCCAACACCCUCAGCAACUGCACUCACCUCGAGUCUCUCGAUCUCAGCUUUAACUACCUAAAAGGCGUUAUCCCGUCUACCUUGGGCUCGUUAACCAAGCUUCGCGACAUCAUAAUGUGGCUAAACGAACUGCACGGCGAAAUCCCGAACGAGUUAAUGCAUUUACAAAGCUUAGAAAAUCUGAUUCUCGAUUUCAACGACUUGUCUGGCUCAAUACCGGCCUCCCUCAGCAACUGCACCAAUCUCAACUGGAUUUCCUUGUCAAACAAUCGGUUAACCGGCGAAAUACCUUCUUCUUUAGGAAAUUUGGCCAAUCUUGCUAUCCUAAAGCUCGGUAACAACUCACUGACAGGAAAAGUCCCAACCGAGCUCGGUGACUGCCGUAGUCUACUCUGGUUAGACCUCAACACGAAUUUCUUGAAUGGCACAAUCCCGGCUGGCCUUUUCAAACAAUCGGGUAAUAUAGCAGCUGCUGUUUUAACCGGCAAGAGUUACGUUUACAUCAAGAAUGACGGGAGCAAACAGUGCCACGGGGCAGGGAAUCUACUCGAGUUCGGUGGAAUCCGGCAAGAACAGCUGAAUCGAAUCUCCACUCGCCACCCGUGCAACUUCACUCGAGUCUACCGUGGAAUCACUCAACCGACAUUCAACCAUAACGGGUCGAUGAUCUUUCUCGACCUCUCGCAUAAUAAUUUGGAGGGAAAUAUCCCGAAAGAGCUCGGGUCGAUGUUCUAUUUGUCGAUACUCAACAUGGGCCACAACGGGCUAUCGGGCCCAAUCCCAGAAGAGCUAGGAGGCUUAAAGAAUGUCGCGAUUCUUGAUUUGUCGUACAAUCGGUUAAACGGAACUAUCCCGAAUUCGUUGAAAAGCCUUACUUUACUCGGAGAAAUCGAUUUGUCGAACAACGAGCUUUCCGGGAUGAUCCCCGAGUCGAACCCGUUCGACACAUUCCCCGAUUAUCGAUUCGCGAAUAAUUCGGGCCUUUGCGGUUACCCGCUUCCUUCGUGCGCGUUGAAUUCGGGCUUUCCGGUCAAACAUUCUCGCCGGAGACAAGCUUCCCUUGCCGGAAGUGUAGCGAUGGGACUUCUCUUUUCGCUCUUCUGCAUAUUCGGGCUGAUAUUAGUCGCGAUCGAGACCCGUAAGCGACGGAGAAAAAAGGAAGCCGCGCUCGAGGCCUACAUGGAGAGCCAUUCGGGCCCAACGACAAACGGGGGACCGCAAAGCGGAUGGAAAAUGAGCGCGCGCGAAGCCCUCAGCAUAAACCUCGCCACGUUUGAGAAGCCCCUCCGAAAACUCACGUUCGCCGACCUUGUAGAAGCUACUCAUGGCUUCCACGAGAAAAGCCUCAUUGGGUCGGGAGGAUUCGGUGACGUAUACAAAGCGCAACUCAAAGACGGGAGCGUAGUCGCGAUCAAGAAACUAAUCCAUGUCAGCGGGCAAGGGGAUCGGGAAUUCACGGCCGAGAUGGAGACGAUCGGGAAAAUCAAGCAUCGGAAUUUAGUCCCGUUGCUCGGUUAUUGUAAAGUCGGGGAAGAGCGUUUGCUCGUUUACGAGUACAUGAAGUACGGGAGCUUAGAAGAUGUUCUGCACGACCGGAAAAAAGUCGGGCUCAAAUUAAAUUGGGCCGCGAGGCGAAAAAUCGCAAUUGGGGCAGCUCGAGGUUUGGCUUUCCUUCACCAUAAUUGUAUCCCUCAUAUAAUUCAUCGUGACAUGAAAUCGAGCAAUGUGUUGCUCGACGAGAAUCUUGAAGCGAGAGUCUCGGAUUUUGGAAUGGCUCGACUUAUGAGUGCUAUGGACACGCAUUUGAGUGUGAGUACGUUAGCGGGAACUCCCGGUUAUGUGCCUCCGGAGUAUUAUCAGAGCUUUAGGUGUUCGACUAAAGGGGAUGUUUAUAGUUAUGGGGUUGUUUUGCUCGAGUUGUUGACCGGGAGGAGACCGACGGACUCGGUGGAUUUUGGGGAGAAUAAUAAUUUGGUGGGGUGGGUUAAGCAGCACGCGAGGGGUAGGGUGAGUGACGUUUUUGACCCUGAGUUGAUGAGGGAGGAUUCGGGUUUGGAGAUGGAGUUGUUGCAGCAUUUGAAAGUGGCGUGCGCGUGUUUGGACGAUCGGGCUUGGAAGAGGCCCACGAUGAUUCAAGUGAUGGCCAUGUUUAAGGAGAUUCAAGCGGGCCAGCCCGGGAUUGAUUCGGGCUCGUCGAUGAUGAUUGAUGUUGUUGAGGGUGGUGCGGGAGGAGUGGAGAUGAGUAUAAAGGAAGGGAAUGAGUUGAGUAAGCAUUUGUGA
Molecule: messenger RNA, 3618 nt
Organism: Striga asiatica
Lineage: Eukaryota; Viridiplantae; Streptophyta; Magnoliopsida; Lamiales; Orobanchaceae
Source: the annotation of a GenBank genome assembly